Messenger RNA from Helicoverpa zea (corn earworm), 6839 nucleotides. Its product is annotated as zinc finger protein Xfin-like. Gene Ontology annotation, biological process: regulation of transcription by RNA polymerase II. Gene Ontology annotation, molecular function: zinc ion binding; DNA-binding transcription factor activity, RNA polymerase II-specific; RNA polymerase II transcription regulatory region sequence-specific DNA binding. NCBI's taxonomy places the organism in Eukaryota, Metazoa, Arthropoda, Insecta, Lepidoptera, Noctuidae. The transcript has 5 exons. The record is from RefSeq and is a predicted model, not a curated record. Gene Ontology annotation, cellular component: nucleus. Bases 195 to 4997 code for a protein of 1600 amino acids.
AACGACAGGUGGUCGCCGACUCGAACCAGCCGUCCGACCGAACCUAUCGACUUCUCAUCCUCAUCAUCAGCCGCUUUCGUGCUCUAGCAAGAACGAUAUGCAGUGCUUUGUGUUGAAGUGCUCGUGGUGACAUGGCGUCCUUUUUUUAAAGAUUGUGGAAGGUGUUAAUACUUUCAAAAUAUCGUUUAUUUACAAUGAAUGUGAACUAUGAUCGUGUUUGUAGACUGUGCUUGUCAUCUCGAGGCGAAUUACUGCCGAUUUUUCCUACCACCAGUUCGGAUGACUCGGAACCUCCCGUCCUCGCUUCCAAAAUCAAGGAUUGUGUGUCCAUACAGAUAAACGAAAAUGACGACCUGCCCACUAAUGUCUGCAGGAAAUGCAUGGACAAUGUCAACAACUGGCAUGUAUUUAAAAAUGUAUGUGAAAGGACACAAAACAAACUACAGUCUCUAAAAGAUGGCAGCCAACUAGAAGAGGUGAAAAUAAAAAGUGAACCACUAUCUGAUGAGGCUUAUGAUGAUGGAGUGGUCAUUGAUGGCUCAUAUCCUGUCAUUGAGAAUGCUGGCUUGUCAAACAAAGUGCAGCCUGAAGGUCCCCCAAUCUUGGCUUCAUUGGGGCUCACACCAAGAAGUGAUAAGGGGGCGGAAAGUGAAAACAAUGAAGAAGAAGAGGAAGAAAUGAAUGAGCCCGCACAAAGUUAUCCAAAAGUGCCACACAUGCCGGAGGUUUCUAUCACAGUAAUGCGGCCCACCGGCGAGACGCUGCACGCGAGGCAGGGCAUCCACCAGCUCGCGUCCAAGGACUGCCUCGUCUGCGGCCGCUCCUACAGGUACUCGCACAACGCCCGCCGACAUGAACUCACCUCGCACAGCUUCGACAGGUACACAAACAAAAUCACUCCUAAGAAAACUCUCACUCACCUACAACCAAAACUCAGACCGAAUCCGUUUAACCCCAAAGCACGGAUGAUGCCGAAUCCUAUUAGUCAUAAGAUGCAAUUCAUGAAUAAGAACAUCCCAGCGAAAAUUAUGCCCAUCAAUAAAGUUGUAACGCCACAAAGACCUAUUCCAAUCAAAACGUCCAAGGCCUCGCAAAAUAACUUACCAUAUCCACUGCGUAUUAAAGCACUCAAAGAUUUGCAAAUAAAGAAAAAGGAACCUCAGAUCCUAAAGACUUUGUUGACCUCUAAACCUGAAGUACUAGUAUCAGAACCUGAAAUCUUAAAUUCUGGACCUGAAAGUCCAGAAACGUUGAUAUCUGAACCUGAGAUUGCGUCAUUUCAAGUCGAGGCUAUUCUCACUGAACCUGACGCCGAAGCUAUUAUACCUGACGUCGAUGGAUACGAUCACCAGCAAGGUGACGAAGAAGGUGAUGAAGAAAUGCAUAACAAUCAGAAUCAACAUUAUGACACGGUUGACAUGGACUCAGAUAACGAAAUCGAGAUUGCUCGCCAAGAAGGCGAACAAGAAGGUGAACAAGAAGGUGAUGAUAACGCUGACGGCGACGAAAAUGUUGACCAGUGUGAAGAUGAUAAUAAUAUGGAAGGUGCUCAAAGCGAUAACGAGAAAGAUGUCAACGAUGACACUGUAGAAAGCCAAGAACAUAUGGAAGAAGAUGACAGUCUUGAUAUUAAACCUGACGGAGACAUGAAGGACGAUGACGGCCAGGAAGAGAGAGAACAUGAAGACGGAGAACACGAUGAAGAAGGUGAGAUGAAUCAUAACGAUGUCGAGGAGGAAGAAGACGAUGACCUUCCAAUGACAUUGGCCCCAGUCGUCGAAAUAAAUGAGGGCUUACAAACUAAUUCAUUUAACAGCGAAGUUAAUGAAGAUGACGAGGAACUGGACGAAACAGCUGAUCCUAAUGAUACCAUUGACGACGACGACCAGGUGAAAGAACUUGACCCUGACAAAACUUAUGUUACUAAAACCCAAAGAGAUUUCAUCCAAAAAUAUCGCGACAUCAUUCAGCAAAUUAACACAAAGCGUUGUUUGUGCUGUGAUCGGGAGCAUCCCCGCAGAAAAGCAGUCAUACAACACUUGCAGAAAAACGGACACAAAGUACCAAAACACACUUGUUACAACUGUGUCAUCACAUUCGGCCACAUUGGCGCUUUACUCAGCCAUAUGAGGUCAAAUUCUUGUACCAAUUUGUGGAAAAUUAUUUACAACGAAAAUGGCAUUACUGAUGACUUAGUUCUUGAAGAUGAACCGAAAGAAGUCAAGGUUCAAUACAAAGAUAUUUUCAAUGCCAGAUCAUACGCGUGCAAGCUGUGCCCGGCUAAGUUCCAACUUAAACAGUUUAUCAUGAAGCAUGUAUUGGAUACACAUGAGGACGGACAGUCAAGAGUGCCUCUCUGUUGUGUUCACUGCCGUUCUAGAUUCAAAGAUAAAAGUUUACUCAAAAAACACAUUCGUAAAGGUGAAUGUACGGUUUAUAUAGCUUGCGAUCUGUGUGCAGAAAGGUUCGGGAAUAUGCAAGACUUUAAUGAUCACGCUUUAGCUGUCCACGCUGGCAGUUUCGAUCAGUCGGAUAAUCAAAGCAAAUGUGUUGACGGUCGACCAACUGACUGUCCAUUAUGUGGAAAGAAAAACAGCAACUAUCCGAAUUUAGUGAAACAUUUGAAGAUUAUACAUAGUGAGGAGAAACCUCAUUACUGCCAGCAUUGCGACUCUAAAUUCGAACAAGCUACUGAUCUGAACAAACACAUUUACAUGGAGCAUUCUGACCGAACUUUAGGCAUGGCCAGCUCUGAGCCGGAUAUGUCCAUUGUGAAGGAAGAAGCUGAAGAAUAUCAUUACUCGUGUACUGAAUGCAAUGCCAUAUUCGAAACUGUGGACGCGUGGACUGAUCACCAGGUCGCGGAACAUAACCAAGUGGCCCACCAUUGUGACCAGUGUGAGAAGAAAUUCCUUCGUCCGUCAGAGCUCGCGGAGCAUAAGAAUACUCAUUUGAGGGUUAAAUUCUAUCCAUGCAGUGUCUGCCCCAACUCUUACAGCACUCCACAGAAACUGUCUGAGCAUGUUCAGCAGGCACAUGCGGGAAUCGGCGCAGUCGCAGCUACUGAAUCUGAGUUUUUCUGCGAUAUUUGCAUCAGAUCAUUCAAAAGUCGCCAAGCAUACUCCAACCAUAUGCGUAUUCAUGCUAAAAUACCAACCACAAACAGGAAACCAGGCGUUAUUAAAGGCGGGUUUGCACCACAAAUCAUAGGAAAACCCAUUAAACAAUACCCUGUAGUUCAACCUGGGUUCGUAUCAUUUAAGCCUAAUUACAAUAUACCUAACGCUCCCUACUCAUGUGACAUUUGCGGCAAAGGAUUCAUGCAUAAGAAGAAUAUUUGGAAACAUAAGAAAGUAUUGCAUGCAGACAUUUUAGUUGAUAGACAUGAUAGUGAAGAGAACACUAUGCAAGCUUCGACUGAAGAGGAAGAAUUCAAUCCUGAUGAGAACGGUGCGGUCCUCUCAACACCGCAAUUUAAUAGUUUUAACUUCUCAAAUUUUCCGAACAAUGCGCAACAAGCGUCACCAGCAACGCCUUACUCGUGUGAAUUAUGUUUUAAACGAUUCCCACUCAGGACUAGUUUGUGGAAACACAAGCGCGCUAAACACGGAUUUGUAAAUCCUAGCACAAGUGGUAGCAACGAUACAUCAACAGCAUCGGCCAGUGGAGACACUAGCAGUAGAUCUAGCUGCACGAUAUGUAGGAUCACGUUUGCGGACAAAAAAUCUUACUACCGACACCGUAAGACUGUCCACAAAUCCACCGUUCAAAUGUGUAAAAUAUGUGGCAAACCUCUAAGUUCAACGUUGGAAUUGUACGAGCAUUUGAAGGCCGCACACGCAAGAGAAUUACUGGGUUAUAACGCCAACCAAGGAUCAAGUAAAUCUCAAGAAAUGAAACAAGAGAUUGAACCUGAUUAUGAAAAUGAUCAGGAGUCGGCAGAUCCCAGCGUAGAUUAUCAAGCGAGAUACCCUUGUGACACAUGUGGUAAACAAUUUGUUGGUUUGCUUGCUUUGCAAAAUCACCAGUGCGUCAACCAGAUACCAGCACAACCACAGACGUUCGACUGCGAGAUUUGUCAUAAAAGUUACACUUCAAUAUCAGCACUAAAAAGCCAUCGCGGUUGGCAUCUACGUUCACCUGAUGGGAAAGCGGCCGCUAAUAAUUCUGGGCUUUGGAUGCCUCAGCACAAAGUUACUAGCAAGAUAAGUAAACAUGAAGUCGUGGACCCAACGCAACUAGCUAAGGUCACGCAUACCCCUGCACCCCCACCAGUGUCGGCCUCCGCAGCGAAAAGAAGACUACCGCCGGAGGUCGAAGUAACCGUUGUUAAUCCAAACAAGAAAUUACGAUCAGACGAUUCCGUCGAUAUGGAUAUGCAAAAUUCAGGUUCUAUGGAGGAUAGAUACUGUACGAUAUGCGACAAGGAGUUCACAAAACGAGCGGCCUAUCAACGCCACAUGGACGAAGUGCACCAACCGAACUCCGUGUUUUGCCCGGUCUGUGAUAAGAGUUUUACUAGAAAGUCAACAUUGCUCAUUCAUAUGAAGAAACAUUACGAGAGUGGAGAGGGCAGUUCUUCUGCUACAGGUCAGGGGGACGAUGAAUUCUCGUGUGAUUUGUGCGGCGCGCAGUAUGACAAUGAUCAGGCGCUGAGGGCACAUCGGGCGAGGCAUCACGGAGAAGAGGAAGAAUCAGCGGAAGAGAGUGAUGACGGUAAUGUUCCUGCAGCACCCCCCGGUGAAUUCACGUGUGCACAAUGCGGCGAUGGCGUCGCUACCCCCCGAGACCUCAUCGCCCACCGCACGAUGCAUGCUACUCCCACCAAAUUCUUCUGUAACAUAUGCAAAGUGUACUUCGCUCGGGCACUCGACCUCUCUUCGCACACUCGGGCGCGACACGCAGACAACGAAAAAGUAUUCUUCCCGUGUGCCAUGUGCGACAGAUUUUACAUGAACAAGAAGAGCUUACAGCGACAUAUUGAGAUGGCUCACUGAUCUUCGGCUAUAUCGAGCUACUCAUAGCUCGCCUCUAGGAUAAUAUUUAGAAAGUGGAUGAAAGCGAUGCGCGUUUCUUCUACUCGUUAUUUUAAAUCUUGAUUUCUUCGUGGUGUCGAUGUGACUUGAUGCCGCCGGUUUUACAUUGUACAUACAUACAUUCUAUACAGACUCACGAUUUUUACAGCUCGGCUGUAGUGAAAUUUUAUUGUUUUUGUAUCAUUAUGAUGUCAUUCCUUGACUUAUGAUUUUAAAUGAGAAUCAAGUUUUAUUUUCCAUCGUUUAUUCUCGUAAAGCCUUGCUCACAAAUUGUGUUAUUUAUUAUUAUUACUCUGUCCAUAGUGAUAUAAAGACUGUUACUGAUUCGAUUUGACGUAAUGGUUUAUGUGGACUCACUUGGACACUUAUGUCUAUAGAAAUGUAAGUACUUAUCAUGAUUUACUAAAUAAAUUAUGAUAAUUAAGUAAAUAAUUAUAGCAAACUAUUCUAUUUUUGAAUAUUGGAAUUACGGGCCAAAAUUGUGAAACAUAGUCAAAAUCAGUCAACCAGUGUUUACUUGUGUGUAAGAAAUUGUUUCUUAUUAUGUAUGAUUAUUUUUAAAAUCUGUAAUUGUAUGGUCUUACGCGUUUUUUUUUAAAUUACGUUUAAUUUCUUAUCCUGUAAAUAUUAAAUAGUUGUUUUAUUUUCUUGUAAUUUUCGGGAUUCAAUGAAUUAUUUGAUUUGGUAUAAUAAUGGUAAGGUCAUUUGUGUUUCACUAAAAUGUACUGAUUAUUUUUAGUAUUUUUAAUAUAUUCUAUGUGAACCACUAAGGGCAUAUCUCCUCAUCUAUGGUGACAAGUAUAAUUUUGAAAAAAAUGUGGUGAUAAAGGCCUAAAAAUCUGGACAUAAUUAAAUGUAAAAUAUACUAUUAAGAUAUAUCUUAGAUUUUGGAUACUGUUAAUAUCGUCUUUAUACUUUUACAAUAAAAUAUUCUGUUCUCUCUGUCAAUCGGUGCCAAAAAAUAUCUUCCGUUAUCAAUAAAAUUAAUAUCAUAAUUACUGAAUAGAUAUAAAAUGUUCCUGUAAAUUUAGAGUGUAUAUUCUUGAAAUUGUACACUGUAAAUAUACUUUAUGAUAUGAUAUGGAAUUAAGUAUGUUUCGAAUUAAGUUUGUAGUACUAUAGUAUUGACGGGACUAACCAUAGUAACAGAAUUUCAUCUUUUCCGACGCAAACUAUAAAUUUAGACAAUGUCGGUUUGUCGUUUCUCGAUUGCCUUAAUACACAUUUAAUGUAAAUAUUUUAUAAAUUGGAGAGGUAACUAAUAAUUGAUGAAAUAAUCUUUUACAUUUCUUGAUUAAUGUACAAAUUAAGUGAUAUUAUGAACUGUAAAGAUGUCCUUCCUUGAUUGAGUGCGAUUUUAUAUCAGAGUUAAAAUUUGUUGAAAAAUAGUCAAUUGUCAAGCACUUUUUGAGACGCCGUGAAUUAUGAAUAUGAUUAUUACUGCUUAAAUCAAAAUGUGUAUGUAUACUAGUUUUAGCUAAGAAUUUAUUGGUUAAUUAAAUUAACCAUUAAAUCUUAAGUCAUAGACAAAAUUACUCAAUUCGAGUCAGUCUCAAUAUUAAUUAUCAUUUAUCCUCAUUUGUUUUUAAUCGGUUAUAAGUAUAUACUUUUAGUUUUAGUACAAAUCGUCAAGUUUUAUUUGAACUUUGAAUAAUAUUAGAGUGACAAGGAAUUUGUGUAAACUUAAGAACUGGAUAAAUAUUUUUAUAUUUGACGGCGUCUGAAUUUGUUAAAAUUGUCCAUAGAUGAGGUUCACUUUUGUCAUCUUUGUGGUUUGAUAAUAAAGUGACUUAAUGAUUAUUA